CGUUUUCGUCUUCGUCUUCGUCUUCGUCUCCUCCUCCUCUUCUUCUUCCUCGCUCUUUCCAUGGUUUGAUUAAGUUUGGGGGAAAAGGGAAGGAAGAAGCGUGCGGAUCAGCGCGCGAUUGAGGAGAGCCGCGCCGCACGAUUCCGUGUAGGAGUCGCGCUUUGAUCGCAUUUGAUUUGGUUGGGAUUUGGGGGAGCAGGCGAACGAGAGCUAGGUCGUUCGAUUUGAUGCCUAAUCGUUGGAGUUUAACUCAUUUCGUUGGAUUUUUGAGUAAUUUUUUAAAGUAAUUUUUGAAGUUGGGGGAGGUUGUUUGGAGAAUUAGGGUUUUGGUGUGUGUUGAUUCCUCUUCGAUUUCGUUAAGCUCAAAGCUAUAUGGAUUUUGAAGCUCACUUGUUGAAAUUUGAGUAAUUUCUUUGGAAUUUGGAAUUUGGGAUUUUGCUAUGGUUUGUUUCCCAUUCUUUUUCUCCAAUUUUAAAGUUCCUCUUUUUUCAGUCACUGAAAAUAGAGGUCAAAAAAACUGUUUUUGCCUUGUUAUCGCAAAAAGGUGAGCUUUUUGCUGAUUAAUUUUGCAGAAAAGGGCUCAUUUUGCUUGAAAAAUCGGGCGCUCUUUUUGUUUCCUAAUUUUUACACAGUGACUAAUUGGUUCAUAGUGUCCCCUCUUUCAUUUUUAAGGAAAAAGGGCUCCUUUGUUUACUUUUGGGUGAUAUGUUGGUUUUGUUUAUCAAUUGGUUGCUUUGAAUAUGUGCUGAUUCUUUGUUUUUUCCCCCUAUUUCAUCCUUUUUUGUUUUGAUCUUUCGGCAGAUUCGAAAGCAUUUCUUUUCUUCCUUGUAAUUGUGUCGCUUUUGCUUAAAGUAAAAAUGGCGGCUUUUACCCGCAUCUCUUGCUGGUUAUGGGGAGUAAAAGAUCAUGACACUUCCAGUGUGUCCCCGAACCCUUCUGCGAAUCUUCCUUCCGGAUUUCGGGAAUUCGAUUCUCUGCAGUUUCCAUCAGUUAAUAGCCAUAGAAUGAGGCCUUCGUCGCGAAGAAUCAAGAAGAAGCGGCAAAGCCGGGAGGAAAGGAGGAGAAUUGAUAGGGAGUAUGAUGUUGUUCUCGUCCCGUCGGACGGUGGGUGCAUGUCGGGGUCAGAAUCGGAUGGUUCGGAUUGGUCUAUCGGAUGGUUAGAACCCCACGCACCCGAUUUCCUGAGCGAAGUCGAAACGGAGAAUAGCUUCGCUGUCCUCGUCCCCUGCUAUGGCCGCGGCCGCCAUGAGCAGGAGGAGUUCUCCAAGAACAAUGUUUUUGGUACUACAAACGAUCUCAUGGAAGAGAAUAUUUAUGAGAACAAGAACUUUAUCGAACAGUGGCUUUCUUCUCUUGAGAGCUCGUAAUGUCGUGAAUCACAUGCAGUUUGUCAAUGAUCCUGAGCUAAGCAUAUGUUGAAGAAAAAAGAAAAAAGAAAAGAAAAGAUUAAGAGAAAAAGAACAAACAAUUUCUCCCAAAAGAAAAAAAAAAUUCAAACAAAGAAGGUUAUGUGGGGUAAUGGGAACUUCCAUAUGGAUAUGCAAAUCUGCCAGUUCUGAGCUAAAAAUGAAAGCAACAAAUUCUUUUGGCGCAGAAAAGGAAAGUGACCAAGAAGAGGUGUUCUAGCUCACAAACAUAGCGAUGAUCUUGUUUAUCUCCUUACGACGAUGUAAAUAUCUUUGUAAAUACAUUUCGCCUGUAAAUAUGACUGUAAAUAUGUUGCUACCUUAUGCAGAAAUUCACUGUACAUACUUUUUGGACAAGGCCAAGCUCCGCGAAUCCUGUUCUAUAUAUGUUCCAAUCGAUCUAUUAUGAUCUUGUUGAUUUGAUGGCCAA
Molecule: messenger RNA, 1836 nt
Organism: Ananas comosus (pineapple)
Lineage: Eukaryota; Viridiplantae; Streptophyta; Magnoliopsida; Poales; Bromeliaceae
Exons: 2
Coding region: 858-1367 (169 amino acids)
Source: RefSeq, a predicted model, not a curated record